CAACACCAUUUAUCUCACUGUUAUGAUUCUUGAAACAUAUGUUUAAAUAUUCCAGCGAAUUUUCGUUAGUUAGUUUGCUGAAUAACAGAAGAAGAAUAACUUAUAACAUUUUGCAUUUGAUAUUUGGAAAGCACAUUAGAUAUUAAUUAAUUUAAUUGUAAAUAUGGCUAAUCGCACAGUGAAAGAAGCCAAAAACAUACACGGCACGAAUCCUCAAUAUCUUGUUGAGAAAAUUAUACGUUCCCGCAUUUACGACUCAAAAUAUUGGAAAGAGCAAUGCUUUGCUCUUACCGCGGAAUUGUUAGUGGACAAAGCCAUGGAGCUGCGUUUUAUAGGGGGUGUUUAUGGCGGCAAUAUUAAACCCACGCAAUUUCUUUGCCUAACUCUGAAAAUGCUCCAAAUUCAGCCGGAGAAAGAUAUCGUGGUUGAAUUCAUAAAAAAUGAGGAAUUUAAAUAUGUGAGGGCUUUGGGUGCAUUUUAUCUUCGCCUCACCGGUAGUGCUUUGGACUGUUACAAAUAUUUGGAGCCUUUGUAUAUUGAUAAUCGUAAACUACGCCGUCAAAAUCGCGUAGGCCAUUUUGAAAUUGUUUACAUGGAUGAAUUUAUCGAUGAAUUAUUGCGUAGUGACCGUGUCUGCGAUAUUAUUCUCCCGCGUAUUCAAAAACGCUCUAUUCUAGAAGAAAACAACGAAUUGGAACCCAAAGUCUCAGUUUUAGACGAAGAUCUCGAUGACGAGAUAAUUAGUGAUGAAGAAAAUCCUGCCGAAAUGGAAGAGGAAUCAAAAAAUAAAACCCAUAAAAGAUCGCGUAAAGAACGAUCACGUUCCGAAUCUGCAGAGAGGUCAGGAUAUAAUGUAAGAUCCCGUGAUUACAACGCCGAAUUGGAGCGCUAUCAGAGGGAACGCGAUAGAGCACGAGAUAUUCCAAAUAGCAGUAGCAGCAGUCGCCAUCAUUAUUACGAGGAACGUGAUCGUACCUUAAGAAGCCAUGGAGGCUAUGAACGUGAUGAACGUUAUAUUCGCGACAGUAAACGCCACGAAACUCGGGAUUCGCGCAGUGAUCGCGAAAGGGAACGUGAACGCCGUGACCGAAGGCAUUAAACGUUAAAUAUUUCAACAAUAAGUGUUAUGUUUAGGUUAUGAAUUAGAAUGAAUAAAAAUAGCAAUUUCCUUUUUUGUAUAUUAA
Glossina fuscipes is the source of this 1184-nucleotide messenger RNA. RefSeq names its product pre-mRNA-splicing factor 38 (gene Prp38). The coding region runs from base 164 to 1099 and encodes 311 amino acids. The transcript has a single exon. The record is from RefSeq and is a predicted model, not a curated record. Gene Ontology annotation, cellular component: precatalytic spliceosome. NCBI's taxonomy places the organism in Eukaryota, Metazoa, Arthropoda, Insecta, Diptera, Glossinidae.